AUGUUCCGCUCCACCUCACGGUCCGCAGAGAAGCGGAGGGCGGAGGAGAGACUACAAUGCCCAGCGGGCCGUGCGCGGGCUGCGCUUGCGCGAUUCGCCGACGGGGGGGCGGUCGGGCCAUUUAAAUGUGUGUUUGUGGGUGAAAUGGCUGCGCAGGUCGGAGCUGUGCGCGUAGUACGGGCGGUGGCGGCGCCGGAGGAGCCGGACAAAGACGGGAAGGAGAAACCCCAUGUUGGGGCCUCGCCGCGGGGCGUGAAGCGGCAGCGGCGGGCGAGCAGUGGGGGCUCUCAGGAGAAGCGGGGGCGGCCGAGUCAGGACCCCCCUCUCGCUCUCCCUCACCGGCGGCGUCGCAGUCGCCAGCCUCCCGGGCCGCUGCCGCCAACGAAUGCAGUUCCAGCCGUUCCAGGCCCUGUGGAGCCUCUGCUCCUGCCGCCUCCGCCGCCACCUUCCCUGGCGCCCGCCGUCGCUGCCCCGCUCCCGGCCCCGAGCACCUCGGCCCUUUUCACCUUCUCGCCCCUCACGGUGAGCGCGGCCGGGCCCAAACACAAGGGCCACAAGGAGCGACACAAGCACCAUCACCAUCGCGGGCCCGAGGGCGACCCUAGCUCCUGCGUCCCAGUCGAUGUCAAGCACAAGGACAAGCAAGAAAACGGCGACAGGACUGUGGGGGUGCCUGUGAUCAAGGCCCCCAAGAGAGAAACGCCAGAUGAAAAUGGUAAAACCCAGAGAGCUGAUGAUUUGGUCUUGAAGAAAAUAAAGAAGAAAAAGAAAAAGAAACACCGAGAAGAUAUGCGAGGAAGACGCCUUAAAAUGUAUAAUAAGGAAGUACAAACCGUCUGUGCUGGCCUGACCCGCAUCAGUAAGGAAAUCCUCACCCAAGGACAAAUAAAUAGCACUUCAGGAGUUAAUAAAGAGUCCUUCAGGUAUCUGAAAGAUGAGCAGCUGUGCCGUUUAAAUUUGGGCAUGCAAGAAUAUCGAGUACCCCAGGGAGUACAAACACCUUUUGUGACUCACCAGGAGCAUUCUAUUCGUAGAAAUUUCUUAAAAACAGGUACUAAAUUUAGCAACUUUAUUCAUGAGGAACGCCAGUCCAAUGGUGGUGCUCUUGUCCUUCAUGCUUACAUGGAUGAACUCUCAUUUUUGUCUCCAAUGGAGAUGGAGAGAUUUUCUGAAGAGUUUCUUGCUUUGACAUUCAGCGAAAAUGAGAAAAACGCUGCUUAUUAUGCUUUAGCAAUAGUGCAUGGAGCCGCUGCUUAUCUCCCAGACUUCUUGGACUACUUCGCUUUUAAUUUCCCCAACACUCCAGUGAAAAUGGAAAUUCUGGGCAAGAAAGAUAUAGAAACAACAACCAUUUCAAACUUUCAUACUCAGGUCAACAGGACAUACUGCUGUGGCACCUAUCGAGCAGGUCCUAUGAGGCAGAUAAGUCUUGUUGGAGCAGUAGAUGAAGAAGUUGGUGACUAUUUCCCAGAGUUCCUUGAUAUGUUAGAAGAAUCACCAUUUCUGAAAAUGACUUUGCCCUGGGGUACGCUGUCCAGCCUUCGACUCCAGUGCAGGUCCCAGAGUGAUGAUGGGCCUAUCAUGUGGGUGAGACCAGGAGAGCAGAUGAUCCCUACAGCAGACAUGCCAAAGUCACCCUUCAAAAGACGACGAUCAAUGAAUGAAAUAAAAAAUCUUCAGUACCUACCUCGGACCAGUGAACCCCGUGAAGUCCUUUUUGAAGAUAGGACCAGAGCUCAUGCUGACCAUGUAGGUCAGGGGUUUGACUGGCAGAGUACGGCUGCUGUUGGGGUUUUGAAAGCUGUACAGUUUGGUGAAUGGAGCGACCAACCUCGCAUAACCAAAGACGUAAUUUGUUUUCAUGCUGAAGAUUUUACUGAUGUCGUACAGAGACUUCAGUUGGACCUUCAUGAACCUCCAGUUUCCCAGUGUGUGCAGUGGGUAGAUGAAGCGAAACUAAACCAAAUGAGGCGGGAAGGCAUUCGGUACGCAAGAAUUCAGCUGUGUGACAAUGAUAUCUACUUCAUCCCCAGAAACGUCAUUCAUCAGUUCAAAACAGUGUCGGCAGUGUGUAGUUUAGCCUGGCAUAUAAGGCUUAAACAGUACCAUCCAGUUGUGGAAGCCACUCCUAACACAGAAAGCUCUGCUAACAUGGACUGUAGUUUAACUGGAAAUCGAGAAUUAGAAGUUGACUCCCAAUGUCUGAGGAUAAAAACUGAGUCAGAAGAAGCAUGCACGGAGAUGCAGCUUUUGACAGCUUCCUCGUCCUGCCCAUCUUCUUCAGAGCUUAACCCAGCCCACGAUCAGAUGACUCAGCCCAUUCCAGCUCUGAAGGUGGAGAGCAGACUGGAAUCUGGCCAGCAACAUCAUCUGCAGGAGCAUUCGAGCACUCCUGUGUGAUAUGUACAUAUUCAAACACAUUUUUUAACUUUUUUAAAUUUUGAUGUGAAGUUAUAGUUUUAUAACUGGCUUAAGUUAAGUUUUAUUGGAGAAAUCUUGCCUAUAAUUCUAUAAAGAGAAAUGACAUUCCACAAAUGUCAAGCAUAUCUUUUUUACACAGAUUAUGCAAAGUUAAGAGUUGUAUCUUAUCCCGUUAGUACAGUAUGUAAUAGUGGGUCUGCUGCUACUUUCUGUUUUAAGGUGUGAGGUAACAAUUCAAUCUCUUCAAUUCAAAAUGACAAUUCUCUGGAAUAACAGAUUCUUAUUUGGUAAGUUAUUCACUUUCCUUAAUUUGAUCUUGCCUUGCCUCAUGCCAUAUUUGCUGCUUUCAUGAUCGGCGAUCAGAUUUAUGGGUCAGUACUGUGUCUUUAUGGCACAAGUUCCCUUUCUGCAGUUAAAAUGGUAUAGCUUGUUGGAGUGGGUUCCUGCAUGUUGGCCAUGGGCAAGUAAGUUAUUUAGUUCCAGCCACAAAGAACAAGUCCUUUUAAAGGCAAAUCCAGUGACUCUUGGUUUCUUAACAAAAGGGAAAGCAUAGCACUUUCUGAUCCAAACUGUCGGGUUUGGGGUUUUUUUUUUGGUGUCUGUUAUUUAAAGCCCAGUGGGUAUUUUGAUUAAAAAAAAAAAAAUAAAUCUAAAGUUGAAUCGUCCUUGGUCAUUCAUUAUCCAUGGUUCAUUAAUCUUUUCUAAAAUAACCUGAUGAUAGAAGAUACUUUGAGUAAAAGAGAUAAUGCUGACAUGAAACUCUCGCUCUGCUUCUUAGCCUCCUCACACUUUGUGUGGACUCUCUUGCUUCCUAAACUAAUCACAAGGGUCAAAUUUAAAGAAUGGCAUCCAUCUUUCAUGAGACUGCCGUAUUCUGACCAUCAGAAUUUGGAACUAUUCUUCUUGUCAUCUAGUGUCAACCUCUUCAUGAUAAAAAUCUAUUAUGAUACAUUUUCAGUACAUAUUUUUAACUGGUGAAUACUGGGGUUUAUUCACUAUUUCUGUGUCGCUUCUUUCUGAAGGAUUAUGCCAUUAGAUUUAAUCCUAGAGUUUUAGGUUGCCUAAUGCUUAGUGCCUAAUUUUUUUUUUAAUGGCACCGCUUAUAGCUCAGGUGAUCUUUAACUUUCUGUUAUUUUAAAAUGUCAAUGUGAAACAAAUUUCACUUUCUCUAAGUUAAUACAGUAGGGCUUUUGUUUAUCAAAGGAAGCGUAUUCCCCACACCUAUGACCAGAUUCUUGUUUAUCUACCUGGUUACAGUGUAAUUUGGAGAUCCCCCCCCACCCCCCAGGAUGAGAUUAGGAACAUACACAUUAUCAUAGGCAAACAAACAAAAAAGAAGAAAAGAUGCUGCUGUAUUAUGUCUGUCACCAUGAAAAUUUAGCUGCAUCUUCUGAAAUAUACAAUAAGAAUUUUCUCUAAAAAGAUUCAAGAAAUAGGUUAAAUCUUAUAUAAAUAUUACUUUGUGCAAUAUUGUGUAGUUAAAUGCAUAUUAGCAAAGUAUAGAGGUCACCGUGUAAACCGAUAGAAAAGUAAUCAUCAGCAAAAUACUGCAGUGAUUAGUUAGAAUCUGUAUUAUUCCUUAUAUAUAUAUGUAUAUGUAUGUAUUCUUUGUUACAAAGGAUGGAGACAAAUAGAGAAACAUUUCAAUGUAAACCAGUUAUGAAUUGGAAGUGAUGUUGGGUUUAGUUCUUGUAAAUAAGGUAAUUAGUACAAUAUGAAAGGUAAUGUGAUUCUUGCAGAGGUGUUUUUAAAUCUUGGGUAUAAAUUCUGGGGUAAAUUCUAGUUUAUCAAGACUAGUUUUUAAGGGACCUGCCUUGGAGGGUGUUUUUUGUUUUUGUUGUUUUGCGGGAGGGAGAGGGGAGGGAUGGAGGGGAUGGGAUUAAAUCACAAAUGUGUGGUUUGGGUUAUUGUUUUUGUUUUUCUGUCCUGAAGAAUUUCUAGAGCUUUACCAGGCCGUGCAAAGUAAAAUUCUUCUCAGGCAACAUUUGCUUUUUAAAAUAAUAAUGAAGAGCAAAGUUGUUAAAGCAAAAACUUUUAUUUUUAUUUUCCUUGUCUUCCAAGAUCCAGUUUCCCCAUUUCCUACUUGCCAUCCAGCAGAUGCCCUCUGCCAUCUCAGCUGGUCACAGCUGAUAAACACGGAGACUGUCUCCUGACAGCCGGCACUGUGUGUAGUCACUCAGGAACCAGCGGAGCUGCAAAGACCUUACAGUCAAAGUGAAUCCCCGCUUUCUUUUUAUAAAACAUUCGACCCUCACCUCCAAUAUAAACCCAUCAAAGGAGUAUAAAAAUGUUUAAAAUCAUGUACUAAUAUAAUACAUUCAUUGUAUGUUAGAAUUGCAAAUAGAAUGGAGAAAGAAACAUUUAGCUAGUAAUGUAUCUGGAAACUCUGAAUGUCCUAUGUGAGUAUUAGAUUUUAAUAGCAUGCUUUAAAGACUGAUGAAUAUAAAAGUGGCAAUUUUGAGUUUACUGCUUUCAAAGCAGUAUCCUAGGAUAGUGAUACCAAUUAUUGCAACUUUUCUAUUGUUAAAUUAUUUAGUUUGGUGGAGUGAGGCAUGGAGCAGUCUGGCAUCUUCUGAUUUGUAACAGUGAUGGCAGUGAAGUUGUACCUGAAAUUUUAAACUGAUCUUCCUUUUUGGUGUGUUAUCUGUUGUGCCAACUUUUUUGAGAUUAUUUGCAGAGUGUGGCUCUAAGUUUCAGUAGAGUUUGGAGUGGAGGAAUGGAUUUUAAAUGUGCUUACAGAAAAGAUCCACUAAAUGAACACCUAACUUACUAACGAGUGAUUUUAUGGUACCCAAUCAGAAAGUCUUCCCCUUGCCCCAGGAGUCAUUCUGUAAUUAUUACAAAAAUAUGCUAGGAGUUAGAAUUAUGAUCCAAAUUCACAAAGCAAUAAUAAUAAAAACCUACACAUUCACUCCCUCUCUGAAGUUUUAACUCUAAACAUGAACUCUCUUUUUCGUAUUUUAUGAUUGUACUUUUAAUUUGCUUAUUCAAUACUUAGAAUUUAACUGGUACUUUAUUAUUUUAAAUUAAAGACUUUUGAAAAGUGCCCUUUCCUUUUAGAGACACUUGGGACAUCAGUUGACUCAUUAUGACCACUUGUGUUUCGGGGGAAGGAGCUUAUUAAUAAAAUUCCUUACUAAACCUUAGGAAAAGGUGUCUUGGCUCAGUCUUAAUGGGCAGAAAGUUCACACUUAACAGUCCCUGGAGAAACAUGAGUAUUGCAAUUCCAUUUAUAAAUAUUCUGCCUAAAUGCAAAAUAGAAGGAUAAGACUCCAAAAUCUAUAAAAAUCAUUCAUGAAUAUAUUCAUGAUCAUUAAUACUAGCCUGUUAUAUUUUCAUUUUUAUAAUGGAGCUUCAAAGCAUUUGUGAGAAAAUUCCAUUAUAUUUUAAUUAUAUUCUUCCAUGAAAUUUCUGAUGCUCCUCAUCUUUGCCAUGAAAACUUUAAUUUGCAUUUAUACCUUAAGGAUAAUUGAGUCUACUUUAUCAAUGCUAUAGGUUACAAAAAAAACCUUUCACUAGCACAUAUCAGAAGUUCACAUUUGUGCUAAGUCUUAAUUUUUAAAAAGAGGUUUCUUGGUUAUGCAGAUGUAGAGGAAAUGCACAAGACAUUUUUUUCUUUAGCACCUACGGGACAUCCUUAUCCUGAAAGUUUGUUGCUUUAAAAGCAAGUAUCCAUAAAUAUUAUGGCCUUCCAUUUUCUUCAUACAUUUUUUUAUAAUCCACUUGUGCAUGUAAUUGAGACCACUACAGUCUCUUAAUAUAGCACUUUCAAUUCUAAAGAAAUACUUACGUAUACUUCUAUCACAUGUUGUAAAUUUUCAUGUAAUAGUGUUUUCUGUGACUAAACUCCAUUUUGAUUGGCAGCUAAGACUUUUUCCUGUGGCUUUAAUUUAUCUAAGAGGUCUUUGCAUAUAGAUGAAAUGUAUAAUUUGCCUGGUGGACUAUUUGCGUUGUGUGGCCUUAGUUUGUUUAUUGACAAUAACGUGUUUUAAAAAAGUUUUUAAUGAAUAUAGUCUUAAAUCUAAAUUUGUGUGAAUAAUCCUUUUAACACCGUGCUUUUUUUGUAGUUGUCUAAGUGUGUUAAAUUGUUAAGCUAUUUCUUUGUAAAAUAGGACAAUGGAAUGCAUAGAGGUUUUUUUUUUCCUGUAAAGUAUUUUUUUAAUAAACAAAGUCUGAUUUGUCCUUUA
Messenger RNA from Echinops telfairi (small Madagascar hedgehog), 6608 nucleotides. It is a transcript of the gene RSBN1, whose product is annotated as round spermatid basic protein 1. The transcript has 7 exons. Lineage: Eukaryota; Metazoa; Chordata; Mammalia; Afrosoricida; Tenrecidae. Bases 1 to 2400 code for a protein of 799 amino acids. Gene Ontology annotation, cellular component: nucleus. The record is from RefSeq and is a predicted model, not a curated record.